Messenger RNA from Striga hermonthica, 405 nucleotides. Lineage: Eukaryota; Viridiplantae; Streptophyta; Magnoliopsida; Lamiales; Orobanchaceae. The record is from the annotation of a GenBank genome assembly.
AUGGAGCUAUUCUCGGGAAUAGGUGAGCUGAAAAGUCAUUCGAUCCAUUACGAUAGGAGUGGAAGAUCAGAGGGAACUGCAGUAGUAGUGUUCUCUCGACGUCGAGAUGCAGAGACUGCCAUAAAGAGGUACAACAAUGUCCAGCUGGAUGGGAUGCCUAUGAGGAUCGAGCUUGUGGGGAUGAACAUGGACUCGCGUCCCAUGUUUCCUCCAGAUAUGCAUGCCAUGAAUCCUCCACGAGUACAAGGAAGAGGUGAUGUUGCUGCAAGACGAGGCCAGGGUGGUUUUCGUGGCCCGAGGAAUGACCGUGUGGGGCCCGGUAGAGGUCGUGCUGAGAAAAUAUCUGCAGAAGAUUUGGAUGCUGAUUUGGAGAAGUAUCUUGCUGGGGCAAAAGGAACAAACUAG